CAGUCAUCUCACAGUGUCUUCUCGUCCGGUCACCUCACUCUUUCGGUCCCGCUCUUCGAACCGAUUGACUGGCUGGCUGGCUGACUAAUUGACUGACGAACUGGUUGUCUGACUGACUGGCUGUGUAAGUAACUGCCUGACUGGCUGUCUAACUGACUGUCUGAUUGACUGACUGUCUGGCUAUCUAAUAACUGGCUGACUGUACACUCACUCAGCGCAACGAAGCUCUCUCAGUUCACGACCUCCAGUAUUCAGUCCAGUUUUCUGAGCUUCACUGGACUCCGGCGAUGGCGGCACGAGUCCUGCCUCCUCCGCCGGCCAUCGAGGCACUGCUGCCGAAUGACCCCGUCCUGCCUCGGGGUUUCCAGUCCGCCCUAGGCCUGCAGGGGAUGAGCACUCCGCUCAGCUUCGGCGCGCAGCAGGGCCAGCAACUCCCUCUGCUGCUCCUAAACCUGCUGGCUUCCGCGGUCCCAGUGGGUUUAGCGAACCCAGCGCGAAUCGCUAGUCUCGAGCAGAUCCAGCCGCUGUUGACGAAGAACCUUCAGUCAAUUACUGAAAUGAAUAGGAACCUUUUCGAUGUGUUGGAGACGAUGCAAGGCCGCCGGGGCGAGACUAAAGAGAGAUGCCGGGAGAAAAAACUUAACAUUGAAGACGGGAAUCUCGCGAGGGGGUUCCUCGACUUGCAUAAUUCCUCGCUCGCCCUACAGAUGGCGUUGUCCGAGCAUCAGCUGGAAAAGAACCCUGGCAAAGAAGUGAGAGGCCUAAUCGAGAUGGUCAAGGCGGAGGCCGGCCAACAGCAGCAACGCCUCAGGACUUUGAGAGAAGGAGAAGAGGAAGAGCAAGGACCACCCGCGGGGUGCAUGGAACCCUUCUUCGCCGUGGGGAAGGAGUGCUUCUUCCUUGCCCAGGAGCAGAAGAAGAGCUGGCACGAUGCCCGAGACGCGUGUGAGGCGAUGGGCACGCACUUGGCACGUCCCGAAGAUGUGCGGAAGCUGGUCGCGGUGCUGCAGGACUUCCCCGGGAAGUACAACCGGGUGUGGGUGGGCGCCAGCGACGAGCCCCGGGAGGGCGCGUGGGAGUGGCUUUCCGGCGAGCCCCUGGACGUCCACGACUGGCGCCCCGGGCAGCCCAGCAACAGGAGCACGGGGGGCGAGGAGCAGGACUGCCUCUCGCUGGUGACCAAGAACAGACCCGACUCCACGAUGGAUGACCAUGCGUGCGAGAUGAAGAGGGCCUACCUGUGCGAGAUGGAUUUGGAGUGUUAGGGGUGGGGGAGGGGAA
Penaeus monodon (black tiger shrimp) is the source of this 1281-nucleotide messenger RNA. Its product is annotated as CD209 antigen-like protein E. Lineage: Eukaryota; Metazoa; Arthropoda; Malacostraca; Decapoda; Penaeidae. The record is from RefSeq and is a predicted model, not a curated record.